This is a messenger RNA of Drosophila gunungcola (fruit fly), 11038 nucleotides long. RefSeq lists its product as uncharacterized. The coding region runs from base 427 to 10170 and encodes 3247 amino acids. The transcript is spliced from 26 exons. Gene Ontology annotation, biological process: calcium ion import; membrane depolarization during action potential; sodium ion transmembrane transport. Gene Ontology annotation, cellular component: plasma membrane; voltage-gated calcium channel complex; neuron projection. Lineage: Eukaryota; Metazoa; Arthropoda; Insecta; Diptera; Drosophilidae. The record is from RefSeq and is a predicted model, not a curated record. Gene Ontology annotation, molecular function: low voltage-gated calcium channel activity; voltage-gated sodium channel activity.
CGGCGCGUGCAACAUCCAAACAUCCAGUAGGCGUUCAGCCUCCGAGCGGAUAACACUGCGUUGUUGUAGUUCUUGGAGUCCCAGCGAUACGAUUACACACCACCCACUAAAACACACACUCAUUAAACAAAAUACCAGAGGAGAAACCUUACUAAAUACCAGACACCAGAUAAAAGACAACAUCAAGCUGAAUACGGAUUGAAAAUUCGAAAAAAAAAACCUAAAUUUAAAUUGAAACAAAGCAAGCGAAACGUUUUUGAAAAGCGAAGCGGAAAAGGAGAAAAUCCAAGGUAAACAACAAAAACAACAACAACGAAGUAAAAGGCCUUCGAAACGAUAGAAGGGUCUAUUUCUUUUCUUGAGCUUGACAUAUCAAUCGGCAGGAAGAUGGAAUGACCAGAGUUUGCUUAGUUGGCCACCCGGAAAAUGCUGCCACAGCCAGCGGCAGCAGCGGCAACAGCAACUCAAUCAGCAACAUCAGUAGCAGCAACAUCAGCGGCAGCAGCAGCAGCAACAUCAGCAGCUAGGAAUGGCCAGCGACGUCGCGUGGCAGCAGCAACAGAAGGCUGCAACAGCAACACCAGCAACAUUGGCAAUAGCAGCACCAGCAACACCGGCAACAUUAGCAGCAACAUCAGCAGCAACACCAACAGAUUAAGUCAAAUGCAUUCCAACGAAGAGCCGCCCAUGACGGUGAUCGUCGAUGGGGGCAGUGGCGGUGGCGGUGGCGGUGUUGGCAGCAAUGUAUCCGUUUCCGGUGCUUCAGCGACUGGCCAUCGGCGGGGUAGCCAAAGGUUGCGGAAAACCAGUUCCUCCAGUGCCAAUGCCAAUGCCAAUGCCAAGUCUUCAGCGAAUCCAGCGACAAUAGCGGGGAACAGCAACGGUCAAAGGUCAUCGCAUCGCCAAACAUCGAAUGCCUCGGGCUCGGAAAGAGAUGGCAGUAGCAGGCGGCGUUAUCAGGGAAAGGAUCGCCAUGAUCGUCAGGAUCGCUCUGAACGCCAUGAUCGACAGGAUCAUCAUGAUCGCCAUGAUCGCCAUGAUCGACAGGAUCGCCAGGAUCGUCGAGAGCGGCAGGAGCCUCGUCGGCGAACGGGACGUCGGCACAGUGGAGCCUCCUCGAUGAGCGAUGCUGCCAAUGCCGCCGCCGGAAGGUCGAGGGGCGGCGGAGCGGUCAGCUCCUCGACCGCCUCCAGUUGCAACGGCAGCUGCAGCUCCGACGAUGGCGACUCCUCGCACACCUCGUCCUCCAGUUCGUCCAGUUCGUCCGGCGAACCGAAUCUUCCCUAUCCGGGAUUCCCCGAGAUCUCCAUGAAGGCACUGACGCAGUACACCCGGCCACGCAACUGGUGCCUGAUGCUCAUCACCAAUCCAUGGUUCGAGCGCGUCUCCAUCCUGGUCAUCCUGCUCAACUGCAUCACCCUCGGAAUGUAUCAGCCCUGCGUGGACGACGCCUGUGUCACGAACCGCUGUAAGAUCCUUCAGAUCUUCGACGACAUCAUCUUUGCUUUCUUUGCCCUCGAGAUGACCAUCAAGAUGGUGGCCAUGGGCAUGUGCGGCAAGAAUACCUACCUGGCGGACUCGUGGAAUCGCCUGGACUUCUUUAUCGUGCUGGCGGGUCUGCUGGAGUAUGUGAUGCAUGUGGAGAACCUGAAUCUGACUGCCAUCCGAACGAUUCGUGUGCUGCGUCCCCUGCGGGCCAUCAAUCGAAUACCGAGCAUGCGAAUACUGGUGAUGCUCCUGCUGGACACUCUACCCAUGUUGGGCAAUGUCCUGCUGCUCUGCUUCUUUGUGUUCUUCAUUUUCGGGAUCAUCGGAGUCCAGCUGUGGGAGGGUAUCCUGCACCAGCGCUGCAGCUUGGACACGCCCACUGGCACGGUCUAUCCCCUCACGCUACCUGAAGUGUACAGAGUUCGAGUCCGUGUUAACUCCCUGUCGCAGUACUACGAGUUCUCCAAGGAUCAGGACUAUAUCUGCUCCACGCCCAACGAUUCGGGGAUGCAUCUUUGUGGGAACUUUCCGCCCUAUCGCGUUGGUUCGAUGGUCUGCAAUGAGGAGGCCAAGCUGUCCGACUUCAAUGAGCCGACGAACACGUCCUGCGUCAAUUGGAACCAGUACUAUACCACCUGCAAGCAGAGCGGCGAGAAUCCCUUUCAGGGCACGAUUUCGUUCGACAACAUCGGCAUGGCCUGGGUGGCCAUAUUCCUGGUCAUCUCGCUGGAGGGCUGGACAGACAUAAUGUAUUACGUGCAGGAUGCGCACAGCUUUUGGGAUUGGAUAUACUUUGUGCUGCUGAUUGUGAUUGGUUCGUUUUUCAUGAUCAACCUGUGCCUGGUCGUCAUCGCCACGCAAUUCUCGGAGACGAAGAAACGCGAAAUGGAGCGGAUGCGACAGGAGAGGGCUCGGUACACCUCCACAUCGACCUUGGCCAGCAGCACAAACAACUCGGAACCGGCCACCUGCUACGCGGAGAUCGUCAAAUAUAUCGCCCAUCUGUGGCGCCGCUUCAAGAGACGAAUGUUAAAGAAGUACCAGCGACAACAGCGCAAGGAGGGCCUUCUGCCCAAUGCCGACAAUUUGACCUUCUCGCCGUCGCGGAUCAAGUGCCAUCAUCCCAAGUGCCCCAAGUACAGUAAUCGCAAGCCGUCCAGCAUUCAGGAUCAGAUGAUUACCGUAAUGGUGCCGCUCAAUUCGGCAAACAAUAACAAUAACAACAACAGCACGAGUAGCAACCACAACGGCAGUGGCAACAACAGCAACAAUAUUAACAAUAAUGCAGCCAGUUGCACCACAGUGGCUCUAGUCAAUGGAAUAAAUGGUAGUGCCGCCAGUGUAACAAUGUCUUCGGCCCACCACCAGCAACAUCAGUUGCUGCAUCAGCAGCAGCAACAACAGCAGCAUCAUCAUCAGCAACAGCUGCAGCAGCAACAACACUCUUCCUCCGACAACACAGAGCAAUCGCUGGGCGCAGAUGGAUUACCUCGAGGUUCCUCGCUUAAAAAGUCCACCGCCCAUCAUCAGUUGAAACCCGAAGGCAGUGCUGCCGAGCAAAAGACCAUAUUGCUCAAGUUUCCGCAGCAAAUGAUUGAUUCCGAACAGCUAAUUCUGCAGUUGGGAAAUUUAGGCAAGAGCCACCCGUGCACCUCUGGAUUCCUCAGUCCACCCACCUCGGCCAGUCGCCGACCAUCGGUGAUGUUCAACGAGUAUGUACUGCUGCACACGCCCCCCGCCCUCAAUGCUGAUCCGGCGGCGUCGGGUACCACCUCGACGGUCCCCACCACAGUUGCCACCGUUGCAGGAACUGCGGCAGCGGCGGCGGCGAAUGCCGGUGGCAGCAACAACAGUUCCGGACUUAAUAGCCACCAGAAUGGUGCCAGUGGAGGAGGUGCUUCAGGUGCCGGCGGAGCCACUGAGAAAAGCAACAUCUUUUCCACGGAGAAGAUGACCCAGGCCGGCGAUGGCAGCAUCUGGCAGGUGAAUUUACCGCAGACUAUCGGCACAAUUGCCAAUCCCUAUGCCGAUUGCUCUGAACUUGGUAUACACGAUGCGAUGACUUGUCAAGAGCUCUUAGCAUUCUCUGUGGCCUUUUCGGCGGCCUUGCCGACAGGUCAGAGUACGCUAGAGUCAUUCUACACAUCGCUGGCCCGCUGCGAUCCGCACACUGCCGAGGCGUUGCGAGCGCAUCACAAGCCACGCUCCCUGGCGACAGGACAAAACCAAACGCCGUCGCCGGGUGCCGAAGGAGCCACUGUGAUGGUUGCCUCAACGGCCGGCGAUCCGGGGCAGACACUCGAACCCUCGACCGUGUCGGCUGUGGUGGGUCCUAUCGGCACCCAGACAGCGAACCACCGCCGCAAGGAGCACCAACAGCAGUCUCAUGGAUCGCACCACCAUCACAAUAAUAACAAUACCACCAGUCACAGCCGAAACUAUCGCUCACGGCAGGGGCAGGGUAACUCGCGAGUGCGAGAAUCUCGUACUCCCACCGGCAACUAUAUGGAGGACUAUGCCUGUUGCUACGAUCUCUACCAGAACGCCCUGUCGCCACUGGACGAACGGCCCAGGCAGAGAUCGCCGACGACCCGCUGUCUGAUCGCCGUCUAUCGCUGCCUGUCGCGCGUCUGCAGUUGGGCCCGUCGCUACAUCCGGCGAUUGGUGGAGCACAAGUACUUCCAGCAGGGCAUCCUGCUGGCCAUCCUGAUCAACACCCUGUCCAUGGGCAUAGAGUACCACAACCAGCCGCCGGAACUGACCGCCAUUGUUGAGACGAGCAACGUCGUCUUUUCGGGCAUCUUUGCCGUUGAGAUGUUGCUAAAGGUGGUGGCCGAGGGUCCGUUUCGCUAUAUAGCCAAUGGGUUCAAUGUCUUUGAUGGCAUCAUUGUGAUUCUCAGUGCCAUUGAGAUCUGCCAGACGUUCAUGGGUAAUGGAACGGGGGGCGGUGGCUCCGGUCUGUCCGUACUGCGGACCUUCCGGUUGCUCCGAAUCCUAAAGCUGGUCCGCUUCAUGCCCAACCUGCGACGCCAGCUAUUUGUGAUGCUGCGCACCAUGGACAACGUGGCCGUCUUCUUUUCCUUGCUCGUUUUGUUCAUCUUCAUCUUCAGCAUACUCGGCAUGUAUCUGUUUGGCGGUAAGUUUUGUAAAUUUUUGGACGAAUCCGGACUCGAACGCGAGUGCACGUGUCCCGAAAUAAUCAGCCGGCAUCCGCAAUGCGAGUGCGAUCGCAAACACUUCAACAACAUUUUGUGGGCCACAGUCACAGUAUUCCAAAUUCUGACGCAAGAGGAUUGGAACGUCGUCCUGUUCAACGGAAUGGAAAAGACAAGUCAUUGGGCCGCAUUGUACUUUGUGGCCCUAAUGACGUUCGGCAAUUAUGUGCUAUUUAAUUUAUUGGUGGCCAUUUUGGUUGAGGGAUUCAGUUCAGAGCGAAAUGAACGUCGCGAGCGCGAACAGCGCGAGUUGGUUAAGAAACUGCGCGAGGAGACGCUGGCCGAGAACUACAGCGAUGGUAUGUACGAUGAGUCGCGCAGCGAGGCGGACUCCUCGACCACCAACGAUAGUUACUACGAGGUGCGCAACCGCUGGCGAUCGGCGGAGGAUGUGCGCAAGCUGCAGGACUCCGCGGAGCUGAUCAUCGAGGCCAAAAGUAACAUGCACCGCCAGCGCCUGCUGCAGCCCACCCACGACUACCAGAUCAACGAGCUGCCCGCCUCGUCUGCCGUCGGCCCAUCCGCUGGCGGCACCUCUGGUCUCCCGCUCGACAGGGAUAGAGAUAGAGACAGAGAGCGGGACAGAGACAGAGACAGAGACAGAGACAGGGAGGCGGGCGGCGGUGGCAAGGAGGAGGGAGGGGCGCAGCAUGCCAAGCCGCGCGGCGGCCUCAAAAAGACAUACUCGAUCAAGGAGCGGCGCAGCGAGGCGCCACGCCUCUCAAAAAUCCGGCUCGUCCGGGAUCCGCCCAUCAUCACGACAACGGCGGCCACGCCGCAGGAUUCGCCCAGCACCACUUUGGAGCCGGGCAUGAGCUUUCGCCAGUGGGGCGACAUGGAGCCACCCAGUCCGCCCUCUCCCUCGCUUUUGCGACCGCCGAACAUCUUCACCGGCGGACAGCGAAGUCUGGACGAGGGCAUACCCUCCAUCGAUCUCAUCCCGCCCUCGCCAGUUCUGGCCCACAAGCCCCUCAACAUCCUCAAUGCCAGCCAGUUGGGCAUGGGAGUGGGCGUGAGCGUGGGUGGUGUCGGCAGCACCGCUGGCAGCUCGGCCAGCAUGCACAGCGUGAUCAUCGACGAUAUCUCGAAGAGUUCCAGCACGACGGCGGCGGCCACGCCCAUCUAUGUGCCCACCAUCUCGUCCUCGGCGGAGGCGCAGAGUCAGAGUCACAGUUUAAACGAUGUGAGUGUGGGUUCCGGGCCGGGUGGCGAGAUGCCGGUGGUGGCAGGAAUUGGUAGGAGUGCCAACACGACGGGGGCCUCAACCAGUGGCAGUUCCUCCAGCGAACGCCUGCCCCUGGCCCCGUCCCUGCAACAGGGCAGUUUCAAGCAGCGAUUGAGGCGGGGCAGCUCCAAGAAGCGACGAUCCUCCGCUUUGGCCCUGGCCACCGAGGAUAAUCCGGCUCGAAGGACCCAGGAGGAGGAGGAGCAGCAGCCGCAACAGCAGCAGCAGCUGAACAAUGACAACGACAGCAGCUUUUUGCUGAGAGGUGGCAACGCUGUGGUCAGCAGCGGUCCCUCCUCGGGCGCCAAGGAAACGAAUCGCCUGAGCCCACAGAACUCGAUACGGAGGCUAUCGAAUACCCUCAGCAUAGGCAGCGCGCCCAUGUACCCGGGCAGUCGUCGGGCCUCGGCAUGCAUAUUCAACUCUCAGGUGUAUCAAAAUCUGAACCAGCCGCCCAAGCCCAAGCUGCGCCCGGGACCCGGCCAACGCAGGAUGAGCUCCAUCGAGCUGGCCUUCAGCAAGACCUCACAUCUGAAUCUGCACAACCUGGAGGCCAACCGCAAGUCACUCUCGUACACGAACUCCAAGAUGGACCUGGACAAGUGGAACAAGUCGUACGGCAAUCUCAACGAGCCGGACAACAUGCUGCAGCAGUACAUGGAGGCGCGGGACAAGCGCAAGAACUCCAUAAGCCACUACAACCUGAAGAAGCGGCUCGAGGAGAAGGAGCUGCAGCAGCUGCAGCAGCUCCACCAGCAGCAGCUGCUCCAGCAACGGCAGGACUCCUUCUCCUCGACCACCCAGCAGCAGCAGCAGCACCGCUUGUCCAAGGACCACCAGCAGCAGCAGCUGGCGAUGCAGCCACAUUCCAUCAUGCCAGGAGGCGGCGAGCGCUACUCGAAGCUCAAGAUGCUCAUCGAGCAGCUGACGCCCAAGCACUUUACCACCGAGCGCGAGGACUACUCGCUCUACAUAUUCCCCGAGGAUAACAGGUUCCGGCAAAUCUGUACGUGGUUUGUCAACCAAAAGUGGUUCGACAACGUGGUCCUGCUAUUUAUCGCGCUCAACUGUAUCACCCUGGCCAUGGAAAGACCAAACAUCCCUCCAAGCAGCACCGAAAGAUUGUUUCUGGCAACAGCCAAUUACGUGUUCACAGUCGUCUUUAGCGUCGAAAUGUUCAUCAAGGUGGUGGCCACGGGAAUGUUUUACGGCCAAGACGCCUACUUCACGUCCGGCUGGAAUAUCAUGGACGGAUCUUUGGUUACCAUUUCCAUAAUUGAUUUGUUAAUGUCCCUGAUUAGCGAAUCGAGUCCGAGGAUAUUUGGGAUUUUAAGGGUGUUUCGACUACUCCGAUCCUUGCGGCCGCUGCGGGUGAUCAACCGAGCCCCGGGUCUGAAACUAGUCGUGCAAACGCUCUUAUCGUCCCUGCGUCCCAUCGGCAACAUCGUCCUGAUCUGCUGCACCUUCUUCAUUAUCUUCGGCAUCCUUGGCGUGCAGCUGUUCAAGGGCACCUUCUACUACUGCGAGGGCGAGAACAUCAAGGGCGUGCGGAAUGCGGACGAGUGCCGCCGUAUUCCAGGCAACGUGUGGACCAACCGCAAGUACAACUUUGACGAUCUGGGCAAGGCACUGAUGUCCCUGUUCGUCCUGAGUUCGCGCGACGGUUGGGUGAACAUCAUGUAUACGGGUCUGGACGCCGUCGGCGUGGACCAACAGCCCAUUGUGAACUACAACGAGUGGCGGCUGCUGUACUUCAUAGCCUUCAUCCUUCUGGUGGGCUUCUUCGUCCUGAACAUGUUCGUGGGCGUGGUGGUGGAGAACUUCCAUCGAUGUCGCGAGGAGCAGGAGAAGGAGGAGAAGAUUCGGCGCGCCGCGAAGCGUGCUCUUCAGAUGGAGAAGAAGCGGCGUAGGAUGCACGAGCCGCCGUACUACACCAACUACUCGCCCACCCGCAUGUUCGUGCACAAUGUGGUGACCUCAAAGUACUUCGAUCUGGCCAUUGCGGCGGUGAUCGGCCUGAACGUGGUCACCAUGGCCAUGGAGUACUACAAGAUGCCCAAUCCGCUGAAGUACGCGCUGAAGAUCUUCAACUACUUCUUCACGGCGGUGUUCAUACUGGAGGCGAACAUGAAGCUGGUGGCCCUGGGCUGGAAGCUCUACCUGAAGGACCGCUGGAACCAGCUGGACGUGGGCAUCGUCCUGCUCUCCAUCGUGGGCAUUGUGCUGGAGGAGCUGGAGACGAACAUCAUACCCAUCAAUCCGACCAUCAUCCGCGUGAUGCGUGUGCUGCGCAUUGCCCGCGUGCUGAAGCUGCUCAAAAUGGCCAAGGGCAUACGCGCCCUGCUGGACACCGUGAUGCAGGCCCUGCCCCAGGUGGGCAACCUGGGCCUCCUCUUCUUCCUGCUGUUCUUCAUCUUCGCGGCGCUGGGCGUGGAGCUGUUUGGGCGACUCGAGUGCUCCGACGAGAUACCCUGCCAGGGAUUGGGCGAGCACGCGCACUUCGCCAACUUUGGCAUGGCUUUCCUCACAUUGUUUCGCGUAGCGACUGGCGACAAUUGGAACGGCAUCAUGAAGGACACGCUGAGGGAUAAUUGCGAUGACGCGGCCGAUUGCGUGCGCAAUUGCUGCGUCAGCUCGGUUAUUGCUCCCAUAUUCUUUGUGAUAUUCGUGCUGAUGGCGCAAUUCGUGUUAGUGAACGUCGUCGUGGCUGUACUGAUGAAACACCUCGAGGAGAGCCACAAGCAAAUGGAAGACGAGCUCGACAUGGAGGUGGAGCUCGAGCGCGAGCUGGUGCGCGAGCAGGAGUUCGCCCAGGAGCAAAAGUUGUGCCAGCAGCUGGCGGAGGCGCAAUCGAAGGCGGCCGCUCCCCCGCGCCCCCUGGCCAAGGUCAAAUCGCUGCCGAAGAACUUCAUCUACAGUACGCCCUCGCUGGACAAGAAGUUUCCACCGCCUGUUCAGUCCAUUGGCGGCGGCAAUCCCAGUUCGAGCCUGACCAGUUCGGCGGCCACCAAUCUAAAUCAAGUGGCCGCUGGGGGUGCGGUAUCGUUGGGAGCGGUAUCUGCGGGAGCGGUAUCUGCGGCAUCUGCGGCAUCUGGAGCUGGACAACGUAGGCAGACCGUUCAGUACUACCAGCAGCCACCACAAUCCAUGCUCGGCUUGAGUCUCGCCGAGAUGGGCGGCACGCUGACGCCUCAGGCGCUCGGCGCCCGGCUGGGCGAGCCCUUCGGCGGCCCAGCGACGUCGGCGGGAGGCGGUGGAACGGGCGAACCGCUGGCUGUGGGCGUGGCCGGCCUCCCGCUGCCGCCGCUGGACAAUCGCCGCCGCGGGCGACGCGCCUCCGCGGCCGCCGGCUUCCGCAAGCGCGGCGUGCUGUCCAAGGAGCGCUCAUUAGACGAGCAGGCCAUCCGUCGGCGGAACCUGGAGGCCAAGCGCACCAGCUGCGACUCGCUGCCCUGGGGCGGAGAUGCCCUCGACUGCCGCAGGGGCACUAUCUUCGAGAGCCUCGAGUCGGACGGGGGUGGGGGCGGUGUUGCGUACGACAUACGGAGCACGCGGAGUGCCGAUGUGGGGCACUUGGAUGCGGCGUCGCCCAAUCAGGAUGUCAGCUCGCUGGCGGUGGUCAGUUCCCUGGUGCCCGCCCUGGUCAGCCCCCUGCCCACGCCCCUGUCCCUGCCCCUGCCCCUGCCCCUAGCUUCGCCCACGCCCAUGCCCAUGGCCCUGCAUCCUAUGCAUCCGCCACCGCGCAGACCCUUCGGCUGGUCACAGUCCGUGGACCAGGGUUGUCUGCGGAGCAGCCUGCUGCUCUCCGUGCCCAGAUCCAUGCCGCCGCGCAGUCGCAGUGGCAGCACCAAGCAGCUCUUCAAGCAGCAGGCCUUGGACGAGGAUGCCGACAUGGACGAGAGCUCGCUGCUGCUGCCCACCACUGCUGGAGGAGGAUCUGCAUCGGGAUCGGGAGGUCCGCUCACUGCCUCCAGUUCGCUGGACAUCCCAGAGCCAAGUAGUGGUAGCAGUAUCUGCAAGCCGCUGCAGGAUGUCACUACGUUGCCGAAUGUGGGGGUCAGCAAAUCUGACUCCUCCGACAUCCUGCGCAUCAUCAGCGAGCGCAGGCGCAUGGAUCAGCGGGAGCAGAGGGAGCCGGAUCAGGACCAGGACCUGGAUCAGGACCACGAGGACAGGGAGGACAGGGACAGCGACUACAAGGAACUGCUCCUGGUCAAGUCGCCACAGUCCUCCAUGGACUAGACCAUGUCAGCACACACACACACACACACACACACAUGCCACACUCUCCAGAUCUUUAACAGUAGCUAACUCUAACUCUAGGGCCAGGUUUGCACUGAAAACAAUUGCGGCCGAGCUGAUUAUUAGCUAGGAUAGAUAGUCCUUACUGUGAGUUUUUCCACCGGAGAUCUCUAAGAGGCUGUCCCCACAUAUUUAACAACUCUUUUGUGCAAACCUGGUCGCCAUUAAAGAAUACUUUAGGGAAUUUUCUAAAAACCACAACUUUAACAUUAUACAUUAGGCAUAAAGAUCUAAGAGUGUGAUGAGAAGAAAACACAAGUAUCGCGUUAUUCGAUAGCCAUAACACUAUAAAUGAUUAAUGAGCUAAAUGGUAAAUGGUAAAUGUUAAACUUUUAGCCACAAAAACGAAAAUUAAACAAACCAGUAAAAUAAAAUUGAAAACAACGUUAAGUAAAGCAAAGAAAAGAAAUGCUAGUAAGCUAAAUUGUCAACUGUUUUUAGUGCAAUCCUACGGUUUUCAUAACUUUAACAAGCAGAACUUAUAAGAAAAAACUUAAAAACUAAAAAACUACAAGAUCGCGAAAGUAAAUAGCUAAGUUUCAAGUUGAUUAGAGUGUUUUCCGUUUAAAAGUAGCUGUCGAAAACGAAGAUUACCCAGACGAUGAUGGAUUAUAUACAAGUGUUAUAUGCGAUUUACAUAUAUACAGUUAUAUUAUUAUACUUAUAGGGAUACUGCAUUCGAAACAAAAAUGAUGGAAAUUUGUGAACAAAGAAUCAUCAACUCUGUGAUUAGCUCUUAAAGUUUAAACGUUUAUAUGAGAAGCCAUGCAGACACCAAAAACGAUAAAAAAAGAAGGAGAAAGAAAAA